Messenger RNA from Linum tenue, 1039 nucleotides. The record is from the annotation of a GenBank genome assembly. NCBI's taxonomy places the organism in Eukaryota, Viridiplantae, Streptophyta, Magnoliopsida, Malpighiales, Linaceae.
UAUAUAAAUAAGUUGGGAGCUAGGGUUUAGUGGAGAGUUCCAUAUUUUCGAUCGUACUCCGCCGCAGCACUCUCUCAAAGCGUGGAGAGUUCCAUAUUUUCGGUCGUACUCCGCCGCAGCUGUCAAAAUGAAGGCCAUCCUCUCGUCGGAAACGAUGGACAUCCCUGACGGCGUGAAGAUCAAGGUCCACGCCAAGGUGAUUGAGGUGCAAGGACCGAGGGGCAAGCUCGUCCGAGACUUCAAGCAUUUGAAUCUGGAUUUCCAGUUGAUCAAGGACGAAGAGACCGGGAAUCGAAAGCUGAAGGUUGAUUCUUGGUUCGGAACCAGGAAGACCAGCGCCUCCAUCCGUACCGCUCUCAGUCACGUGGAGAAUCUGAUCACCGGCGUCACCAAGGGAUACCGCUACAAGAUGCGGUUCGUGUAUGCUCAUUUCCCCAUCAACGCAUCCAUCACCAACGCCAACAAAGCCAUUGAAAUCCGUAACUUCCUUGGGGAGAAGAGGGUAGUGAGGAAGGUUGAUAUGCUUGAUGGUGUGACUGUCAUCAGAUCAGAAAAGACCAAGGAUGAGUUGGUUUUGGAUGGCAAUGAUGUGGAGCUGGUUUCACGAUCUGCUGCUCUGAUUAAUCAGAAAUGCCAUGUGAAGAACAAGGAUAUCAGGAAGUUUCUUGAUGGUAUCUAUGUUAGCGAGAAAGGAACUAUCGUCGAGGAGGAAUGAGUAGCUGCAUUUUGAAUUUCUGUUCUCGGAGGACACCCUGUUUGUUAGUUUUUGAACAAUGCUGCCUGUGCAAGGCGUUUUUGGACGAGUUUGUGUUAUUAAGGUUUACAAAUUGGCUUGGAUCUUUGGCAGUAAUGUUGAUCUAUUGUGGUUUGCAUCUACUGGUAUUUUGGUAUACUCUUGCACUGAUAGCCUAGCCUCUGUUCAUUUUGCACUAUUUUGCUUUGGCUUGGUUAAGUGAAUUGUGUGGUAUAUGCUAUUAGUGAAUUACACCAGUCACAUAAUCCAUGUUCAACAGAUAUAUACUACGUUACUUUUACUAGA